GUUAUAUCAAGAGUUAUAUUUUAAUUUAAAUAGAUAUUUUGUUGUAUGUUUUUUUCUUUCUUAUUCAAGUCGUGUCUAUAGAAGAUGGUGUAAGGACCGGAGCUCAAGCAAGCUGCGGUGAGGCGAAGUCGAAACUCGAACUUGCACUAGACAAAGACAUACCGUACAAUACAACCAAACAUAAUAACUAAAGAAGAAAAAUCCCAAAUUUCACGACCAGAAACCCAUUCCACUUUCCAGAUGGAUCAGCGUUCACUAAUUUUCGCAUUCUGGCUUUAAUGUUUGUGACAUCAACACGUGCUCUAGGCGUCCUCUUGCCUGAUCCCCCACACUUACCACCUCCCUUUCCACGAUUUACACAUUGUUUUUUCUCACCUGGAUUUGAAUCAAUCAACUUUCCAAAACGGAUCCAAGCGCUUCCGUUUGGGUUUUUAGUUUAUAUAUCUUGAGUAUAGAAGGGAGAGUAUUUAUUGGCAAUGGCUGAGAAUCACUUAGAUCAAGAUAGAUGUUGCUCAAACUCUACCUUUGGGAAUUCAAGUCAACUAAAAGUCUACCAGUUUUUCAUGUUUUGUGUUCCCAUCUUUUUCACUUUCAUUCUUCUCUUCUUGUUUUAUUUGUUCUAUAUUCGCCCUCGACGGGUCAAUUGGGCAUCACUUGGGAUGAGAACUUCUUCACAUAAUCAUCUUCCUGACAUUUUCAGGGCUGAAUUGGGUUUGAAGAAGGAAGUAAGAGAAAUGCUACCCAUUGUUAUCUACAAGGAAAGCUUCUCCGUUAGAGAUACACAAUGUUCAGUAUGCCUGGGAGAUUAUGAAGCAGAUGAUCGGCUUCAACAAAUACCUGCAUGUGGCCACACAUUUCACAUUCAUUGCAUUGAUCUCUGGCUUACCAGCCACACCACCUGUCCACUCUGCCGCCUUUCCCUCCUAUGCUCUGCUAAAUCUUCUACUGAAUUGCCUAACGUACAGGUGGAGAAUAUCCUAGUGCCUUCUGUUGCAGAGGGUAAUACUGAAACAUCUCUUCAACAGAGUUCUCAGAUUCAUGAACAGUUCUUCGAGUUGAGGAGCAUAGAUUCAGAAGCGGUAGCGAGAUCUCAUUGUGUUCAACAUGAAAAAGAAAAAUUCAUAGGACAAGUCGUUAAUGCAUGACCAUACUUGUGGCCUUUUGGGUAAUUUGUGAUUGGUACAUAAUUUUUUCAGAAAGCAGAAAAAUAGAUGUAUUUUUUGGCUAUAAGGAACAAUGAUUGAACCUAUUCACUUUUGUAGUGUCACCGAGGAUGUUAGUGAGUAGGAAUUAAAAACACGGCUGUCUGUUAGUGCCAUGAGAAGAACCUGUCACUUGUUAGGAUCACGAAUAAACUUCUUUGACAACUGAA
Molecule: messenger RNA, 1372 nt
Organism: Humulus lupulus (European hop)
Lineage: Eukaryota; Viridiplantae; Streptophyta; Magnoliopsida; Rosales; Cannabaceae
Product: RING-H2 finger protein ATL7-like
Exons: 4
Coding region: 477-1145 (222 amino acids)
Source: RefSeq, a predicted model, not a curated record